This is a messenger RNA of Dendrobium catenatum, 825 nucleotides long. RefSeq lists its product as uncharacterized. NCBI's taxonomy places the organism in Eukaryota, Viridiplantae, Streptophyta, Magnoliopsida, Asparagales, Orchidaceae. The transcript is spliced from 3 exons. The record is from RefSeq and is a predicted model, not a curated record. Bases 344 to 562 code for a protein of 72 amino acids.
UGUUGAUUGAUUAGGCGGCCCGUCGUCUUCUUUCUUUUUCUCUUGCUUGGACUCGUAGCAAUUUAUCAAUGCCCUCCUUCUCUGACCGGGGAAGCUCCGAAACAGCCAAAGGUCAAAGCAAGAGGAGUUCCAAGUCUUCUUCCUACUUGCUACAAUCCUACCUUCUCCUCUCCUCUCUCUCUCUCUCUCUCUCUCCCCCUUUCUCUAUCGCUCUAUAUAAUAGCAGUUGUGUUGGUCUCCUCCUAGAAAUUGAUCUCGGCCUCUCUAUUUCCUGCUGCACGUUUCUCUCCAGAAGGAAUCGUGAAUCGGGAGGAUCGAAAGGGAAUCUGUAAAGAACAAAAGGAUGAAUUUUGUCAGCCGGAAGAUCCAUCUUUACAACGUCACCAUGGGCCUCUACAUGCUAGAUUGGUGGGAGAGAUACCUAUUCAACAUAUUGAUCAUCGUGUUGCUCUGGUUCAUCUGCUACAAUGGGACUCGGUCGGCCAGCGUACUCUACAACAGCCACAUCAAGCCCAACUUAAUGAUUGGGGGGAACUUUGCAGCAGGAAACAUAUCAUACUAGAUGUCAACAAACUAGAUAAGGAUGAUGUGUUUGAACUAUUGUUAAGAUGUAAGCAUGCAAGCUUAUGCUUCCUCAGAUAUCAAGACUGUCAUCAUUAUGUUUGUAAAUCUAAUUAGUUCUUCUGUUAUUAACAAACAAUUUGUUUUCCCAGCAAUGUCCUGGUGUGAUAAUCUAUUUUGUUAAUUACUUCCUGUCAUGAUUUUGAUUUUCUGCAACUUCAUCUAUGAAAUUUCAGAGGAAUUCUCUGUUUAUGAUGUUAUUCA